Purpureocillium lilacinum is the source of this 2307-nucleotide messenger RNA. RefSeq lists its product as uncharacterized. NCBI's taxonomy places the organism in Eukaryota, Fungi, Ascomycota, Sordariomycetes, Hypocreales, Ophiocordycipitaceae. Gene Ontology annotation, biological process: cytoplasmic microtubule organization; cytoskeleton-dependent intracellular transport. Gene Ontology annotation, molecular function: dynein light intermediate chain binding; microtubule binding. Gene Ontology annotation, cellular component: cytoplasm; centrosome. The record is from RefSeq and is a predicted model, not a curated record.
AUGCCUGCCUACAGCAACCGCGCGCAGGCCGCGCUGUUGAAGGCCGUCAAUCGUGUAUUUGACCUAGACCGAACGGCCGAGUCCCUCGACGAGCUCAACAAUGGCGUCGUGCUCGCACACAUCCUCCAUGAGCUCGACACGGAGUUCGAUCCUUCCCACCUCGAAUCUAGCCAGGGAGCUUCCAAGUACCUAACCAACAAGCGCAACAUCCAGGCCGUGUAUAAGGGCCUGUUUCGGUUCAUCCGCCGGCAGGUCCCAGAACUGGGCUGUCAGGCAAAGAAAUUCGACUACCACGCGGUGGCCGAGAACCCCGACGCACAGGGCAUCAGCCAGCUCCUCGCAGUCAUGGUUUCGGCAGCCGCCAUGGGGCCUGACAAUGCAAAGUACGUGCCCAGGAUACAGAACGGCUUAGACCGUGAGAACCAGGCCGAAAUUAUGCAGAUCAUUCGCGCCAUGCAGCAGGAUAUUGCCAAUUACAAGGAUGACGACGACCUCGACGAGGCCAUUGAUGCUGUCAUGGAGGCCCGAGAUAUCGACCUACUCGUCGAGGAGCAGAAUGCGGCUCUCCGCCAACAGCUCGAUGGCGCCAAGAAGACCCUGUCCGACUACAUCACGCGGCUGGAGCACCUUCAGCAGAGCCACGAAGAGCUCAAGUACGAAAAGGAGAAGAAUGACCGCGAGCUCGAGAUUCUCCGCAAGGCCACUCAAGAUGGAGCCAACAGCGCGGAGGCCAUCAAGCUUCUCGAAGCACAAGUGCACGAGCAGAUGGAAAUUAUCGCCAGAAACGAGGAGACCAUACGAAAUCAUGACAGAAUUAAGGCACAGCUCGAGACCGAGGUGCAGCGCCUGAGCCAGAAGAGCAUGCAGGCCGACGAGCUCCGGGACCAGGUCACCGAGUGGAAGCACAAGGCCGACGAGCUUGAAAAGAAGGCCAACACCGCCGAGCGCUACAAGCAAAAGCUGGAGGCGCAGCAGGGCCUGGUGAAGGAGGUGCAGAAUCUCCAGUAUGAGCGAGCCGAGCUUCAGGAACAGCUGCGGUCUCUCGUGAGCGACAGAGAGCGGGGGGACCGUACGAGGAAAGCCGAGGACGAGCUCACCAAGAUGAUCACCCAGUCAGAGCAACACCUGUGGGAUGAGCGGAACCAGAAGAAUCAGCUCAUCAAAGACGUCGCGGCACUUGAGGAAGAGUUGGUGCGAUUGAAGGCACAACGAACCCACGACGAGCACUUCAUCCAGGAUUUGCAGGAGCAAUUGCAUCAAGGUGGCGGCGGCGCUCCGCAAGGCGAUGGCCUCGGCUCCGAGUCAGGGACAUUCAACCUGGAAGACGAGCUCAACAACGCCGCCGGGGACGAGGGGCAGACGAACGUGCCACUGGAGUUGUCACGGCUCAAAGCUGAGAAUGAGUUGCUCCGCAAGACUUUUGGUUCGACCGGAGAUGCCGCGUUGCUCCGACGCGAGUUGGAGGACCAAAGACGCCAAAGGGACAGACUUCAGCAAAACUUCAACGAAAUUUUCGAGAAGCACAUUGUAACUCAGGAGCAAAUCAAGGCGCUGAUGGCCGAUGCCACAGGCGAAGGCUCGCAAGCUUUCAUCAACCUGCGGACGCAGCUUGUACAGUCUCAAUCAAGCCUUGAAGAGACAGUUAAGCGUUCCACCGACCUGCAAACGAGAGUUGCCGACAUGGAACGGGAGCUCAUCAGCGCAAGAGCUCAGGCGUCGGCCGCCGAAAAGGGAGGCACUGCGGCUAUCGACGAGCUGAAGAGCACCGACAAGCUGAUCUCCGAGUCGCUCAAGGCGGAGCUAGACCGGCUGCGGGACGAGUUCAGCUUCGUAGUGAGCGAGAGGGAUGCGCAAAAGUCGCAGCUGAUCGAAGCACUCCUAGCCAAGGACAAGCUUCGCAAGGAGAUUGAAGAAGGCAAAGAGCUGCACGACACGUCCGCGGUCCCGACGGAAACUGCCGACGCGGACAUGUCGGAGGCUGCUAAGAAGUCUGGCGAGAAGAUCGAGAAGCUCCGAGCCCGCCUCAAGGAGCGCAAGCAGCAACUCGAGCAAUCGGAACAAGAGAAGCUCGAUCUGCAAAACAAACUCAAGGCAGUUCAAGGGGGCCAGAUUUCUGCCGCGCAAAAGGCUGCGACCGAUCAGGUCAUCAAGAACCUCCAAAGAGAGAACGCGUUGAUCGCUACGGCUUGGUAUGACCUCACCAGCCGGCUGCAGAGCAACCAUGUCGUACUGCAACGAAGGCACGAUGCGCCGCGGAGCUGGCUGAACAAGCAGAGGCAGAUGGUCAAUGCUACCCCGAGGAGAUAG